Messenger RNA from Cheilinus undulatus (humphead wrasse), 6323 nucleotides. RefSeq names its product G protein signaling modulator 1b (gene gpsm1b). The record is from RefSeq and is a predicted model, not a curated record. NCBI's taxonomy places the organism in Eukaryota, Metazoa, Chordata, Actinopteri, Labriformes, Labridae. Gene Ontology annotation, molecular function: protein binding; GTPase regulator activity. The coding region runs from base 201 to 2195 and encodes 664 amino acids. The transcript is spliced from 14 exons.
CUCGGCAGCUGCCAUUGCUGUGAGGAAAGAGGAGAGGGAAAGACCGAGAUAGAGGUGAGGAGGACAGAAUAAAAGGGGGGAGGGAGUGACAGAAAGGCGGAACGGCUGGAGAAAGAAGAACAGGGAUAGCUGUCUCUGGAGGAAAUAAACUGUGAAGGGCUGUCGUAGCGGGAGGAAGCGGGCGUACUAGCAGCGGCUCUAUGGCUCAGUCGGCUGCUAACGGUGUGGACCAGGAUGUGGCCAGCAAGAGGCUGCACUCAAGGAUGGAAGCCUCCUGCUUGGAGCUUGCCUUGGAAGGAGAGCGGCUGUGCAAGGCCGGGGAUUUUAAAGGGGGGACAGCGUUUUUUGAAGCAGCCGUGCAGGUCGGCACAGAAGACCUGAAGACACUAAGUGCCAUCUACAGCCAACUGGGCAACGCCUACUUCUACCUGAAGGAGUACGGCAAGGCCCUGGAGUACCACAAGCAUGACCUUACUUUGGCAAGGACAAUAGGAGACAGGAUCGGAGAGGGCAAAGCCAGCGGUAACCUCGGUAAUACAUUAAAAGUGUUGGGGCGCUUUGAUGAGGCUGUCGUGUGCUGUCAAAGACAUCUGGAUAUUUCCCAAGAGCAGGGUGACAAGGUGGGAGAGGCCCGAGCUUUGUAUAAUAUAGGCAACGUGUUUCAUGCGAAGGGCAAACAGCAGUUAUGGGGCUGCACCCAGGAACCUGGAGACCUGCCUCCUGAUGUCAGAGACACACUGCAAAGGGCUACUGGCUUUUAUGAGAUGAACUUGUGUUUGGUUAAAGAACUUGGAGACAGAGCUGCUCAGGGCCGGGCCUAUGGAAACCUUGGAAACACUCACUAUCUACUGGGAAACUUUGUUGAAGCUAUCAAGUUUCACCGCCAGCGAUUAUCCAUAGCCAAAGAAUUUGGGGACAAAGCUGCAGAGAGACGAGCCUACAGUAACCUUGGAAAUGCUCUGAUAUUCUUGGGCCAGUUCAACACAGCUACAGAGUACUACAGGAAAACAUUGCAGCUGUCCAGGCAGCUGAGGGACCAGGUGAUGGAGGCCCAGGCCUGCUACAGCCUUGGAAACACCUACACCCUUCUACAGCAGUAUGAGAGGGCCAUAGACUACCACCUUAAACACCUGUACAUCGCUCAGGAGCUUACAGACAGAGUCGGUGAGGGCCGUGCCUGCUGGAGUCUGGGGAAUGCGUAUGUGUCUUUAGGAAACCACAAACAAGCUCUUCACUAUGCCAGAAAGCACCUGGACAUCUCUAAAGAAAUCGGAGACAGAAACGGAGAACUGACUGCCAGAAUGAAUGUGGAACAGCUGAUGGAGGCCCUGGGUGUCAAUGAGAGCGACCUUUCACCCUCCAGUUCAGAGUUUGAGAUGCAAGGAGCAAGACCCAAGUUCACCAAGAGAAACAGCAUGGACAGUGUAGAGCUGUGGAAGUACUCAACAGACAAGAAUGGUGAAAACCAGGACUUAGAAAGUAUACCAAGAAGAUCCAAGAGUCACAUGUCACAGCCGGGUAAAAGAAAAGGCUAUCCUGACAGCCAGUCAUCAGACGAACGGCCGUGGUUGGACUCGCCCCUAGACACUGAUGACAUCACUUUACAAGUCCCACCUCCAGUGCCAAAGCUGGGCCGUGACCCCUCAGAUGAGGACUGCUUCUUUGACCUCCUCAGUAAGUUCCAGAGCAGCCGCAUGGAUGACCAGCGCUGCAACCUUGAUGAGCCACAGAACGGAGACAACGGAGAAGGUGCUGCAAACUCGAUGCCGUCCCUGAACGAGAUGAUAGAUCCCUCAAUCACAACCUCCCCCCAGACUGAGGAGCUGUUUGAUUUGAUUGCUAGCUCUCAGAGCCGUCGUCUCGAUGAUCAGCGGGUCAAUGUCGGGAAUCUUCCUGGCUUGAGGAUUACUCACAACAAUCUGGGUCACUUGGUGGGUGAAGGAGAUCAUCAAGAGCCCAGUGAUGACUUCUUCAACAUGCUAAUCAAGUGCCAGUCCUCCCGGAUUGAUGAUCAGAGGUGCUCCCCACCAGAAGCCGGCCCCCACGCCCCCACAGUGCCUGAUGAAGACUUCUUCAGUCUUAUCCAGAGGGUGCAGGCGAAGCGUAUGGAUGAGCAGCGCGUCCAGCUGCCCGCAGACGACCAAGAUAGCCCUCAGUCCCCUGAGCCGGACUCACCCGGUGGUCUCUCUAGCUAGGACUUUGUGAAUUUACACCGCGCAAAUUCAUGUCAAAGAGAAUGAAAGCAGAAGAAAUGAGAGAAGGAUGAGCCAAUGUUUAAAGACAGCACUGAAGGGUGAACUAACAAGUUUUUUUAAGUAACAAGACAAAUUCCAUGUGCAAUAGGUGGUGCCCUGUCAAAUGUUCGCUCAGUGUGUUAUGCUCUAUGUGUGUGUAAAUAUAACAGGAAAGCAGGCAGAGUUUAAGCUAGUGAUGAGGAGAGAAAGAGAUGCGCUUUGGGACGUGAAAAAUGAAACACAUUCUCAAUCUAAUGCCUUAAUCAGCAUUUUUUCAGACUCAAGAUUGUAUUCCCUGGUGUCAAAUGUGUUUUUAUGGUAACACAUGAUGGGCAUACAGUGUUAUAUGGAUGAUUAAUGUUGAGACUUUAAGCACAAGCUGUGGAAAUCAAAGAAUAAAUGAUAAAAACAGAUUAAAUGACAACAUAAGAGGGACAUAUUUGCACUGAAAUAUGAGCCAGCUUCAUAAAGAACUGAAUGAUAAUUUAUAGAUAGAGUUAGUAUCAAACAAGUUAAACUCCAAUAUCUAUUGGCUCAGUGACACUUAAAUUAUCACUGCUUUUAUCAUUUAUUCUCAUGGUUUCCACAACUUAUACGCUGUUUUCACACAUGCACUCCUGAAGGUUUCUCAGAAAACUCUGAAAUCUUCCAGAAGUGGAAGUUUUCCCUGACAGGUGUGGAGGGUUUGGGGUCUUAGAUGACAUAAAAGAACGCAACAGAAAUCCAAGAUGGCACCAGAGUUUAAAAAAAGUGUGUCUAGUACAGUUGUUCCCAGCCAUUUUUCCUUGGAGCCCCCCUACUUGUUUCAAAGACAAGCUGAGCCCACCAAAGACCCUAACAAAAAAAAUUAUAUUGCCCUAUGGUUGCCAAAUAUCAACAUCCAUUUAAUUUUUUCUUUUUCUUUUAAAUAAAACCAUAAUGAAGAGGCUCUUCACAGGUUUUUCUAACCAACAGACCAUUUUAUACACUGUUUGUUAAGUGUUUUUUCAUGAUUUUACAUAAUAUUUGCAAAUCUAAUUUUGACAACCUCAGAGCAGACAAGACCUGACAUCUUUGGCGCCCCCUAGGGGAUCCUGGAGCACAGGUUGGAAACCACUGGUCUUAUACACCAGAUUUUACAGUAAAGAUGUAUAUUUUGGGCAUUGUAAGCCUUUGAUGGGAUGAGAGAGUAGGGGAGAGCUAUGCUGGAAAGGGGCCACAGGCUGGACUUGAACCAGGGCGCCCUCUUACAUGAGGCGCAACUUAACCACUUGGCCAUCUGUGCCCCUUAGACACACUUUUAAUAACCAUUUUCAGUCCAAAAAAGUUGGCUGCACCCAAUGCACUGGUGAGACCAAUAUUGGAGUAUAAAAUGCUGAGAUGAGUGCUGUCAUUACAGCAGAUGUCUCUGCCACCAUCCUCUUUGCAUUGCAGUCAGCUGUCUCAAGCUUAAAGUGCGUCUCCCUUGUUUGGUCAUGAGUAAUUAAAGAAAAUGUUGGCAUACUGUUAAGUAGUGAUGCAACGAUGCAUUGGUUAAACACAGGCAUCUACCGAUGUCGCUGCUGUUGAACAACAUCAGCAAAUAAUGAGGCAUGAACAGAAAUCAGUUGCUAGUCUUUUAUGUUGUGUCAAAUCAAUUUAAUGAAGGUUUGUGGUAUGCAUACAGUUAACUCAAAUAAGAGAUUAUUUACGCUGCAGAAGUCACCCGUCAAACAGAUCUGUUUUCAAGAUCAAAGAUGUGAGAAAAUGUUGUUAUAGUGGGUUGAUUACACCAAAAGAAGUAAUGUAAAAAACACAGGCAAUGGCAACUGGAUACAUUUUAAUAAUCAGUAUUAGCCCUAAGUUUCAUAAUUAGUGCAUUUGCUCUCAUGAAAAUUAACCUUGUAGAGUGAUGAGCAUUGAGUCGAUUCCACUGUGCAGUCUGGUUCAGUUUGGUAAAGCAUGGUACGUGUCUAUUUUCAUUCCACUAUCAACAGUUAGAAAGAGUCCCAAAUAACUGACCUGAAUGCUCCCACAUUUUUUGGCACCCUUCUGUAGGGGUGCCAAGCUUACCUACCUGUCCCAAAAAGGUCAGUCUGCAAACACAAUUGAGGGUUGCACUAACAUCACUUGCAAUCGACUGCUCAUCCAGGCUGCAAAAAAUGCCUGUCUGCUCUAUGAGGGGUGUGUGAAAGCAGGAGAAAAACAGGGUAAUAUCCACUUGGAUUAGUGAUAUUUGGCUUGACAGAGACCCAGUGACGUUCCCUGGACCAUGGACCUUGGUUUGUGGCCAGAAACCAAGUUUUCUGAUGUUUAUAUGGACUUCAGUACAAGGACUCAGCAGAGCCUAAGGGCUCACAUCAGCCUGGUUCAUCAGUGAUGGCUGCAGAAGUGCAUUAAUGAUGAAGUUUUGUUAACAUGACACUUUAAAUCAGCUGUUUCUCUGUACUGUAGCGAUUUAUUUACAUAUUUUACUACAGGAUCACUGCUGUUAUUCAAUCUAUUUGCAAAACUUCAGGCUGUAGCCUAUUUAAAAACAAGAUUGACAUAAUUAGGAUUUCUUACUUAAUCUUGUUUGAUUUGAACACUAGAUAGAUACUUCAAAUUCAACGUAAUUUACUUUUAAUGUGAUAAAUUCUCACAGGACAGCUUUCAACUUUCAUAUGUUAUCAUAUAAACUGUAAAAGUGUUAGAUACCUUCACUUCAUGAAACUUUAAUGAUGAUAACGUCAAUAUUUAACCAAAUAUAAAUCCCUUUAAUCUACAUAGACUUCUUUAUUUAGUCUGUGAUAAUCACUGAUGGACGUGACUUAAGUUCAUGACCAAAUUAUUUGCUGAUGGCCAAGGGUUGACGAUAUUUGCCAAUACUGUGUCUUUUCUGCUACAUUCAUACAUCAUCUCAACCUGACCUCACAGAAAUUGUCCAAGGAGUUGACAGGAAAAAAGUUGGGAUGAAAAAUUCUACUGUUUGCUCUUACAUAAAUAGCUAAUACUGUUUGUGGGAAUCUUGCAGGACUUGAGUGCAUGUGUGAAAACACCCAUAGAAUCUUGGUGCAGCAACAGUAUUAGGGAUGUCUUUUCAGUGUUAAACUGCAUCGAUCAGUUUAAACUUUCCACUGACUGAUAGCUAUGCUUCAUGUUUUCUGGCUUAGACAACAACGGGAUCCAUUUAUUGAUAGACUGAGUGAAACUGGAUUAUUUUCAGUGCAUUUUAUGAAAAUGCACAUCUUUGAACAGUAUACAGAAUCCAAGGUUACUGACGCUGCUUUCUUAUAGAUUCAAGAUUAGAGUCUUGGGAUAAUUCAAGCUCCUUAAUGUUUCUGCUUAGCUUCUGAAGUAACGCUAUAUCUGCUGCCCGUAAUGUUCUCUACAUCUGAUAACAGACUAUUGCUUACUGCCAUUAUCACUAUCACUUUACAUAGAAAUAGAGGCAGAUGGAUAACAUGGAUGUCUUAUAUUAGAGAAUCUAAUACCAUGACUCACUAAUACUAGGUUGUGCUGCCCCCCUGUGGUUAAAACCUUGUAUUACCUCUGAAAUACAAAGUGCAGUCUGUUUGGUGGAUCAAACACAUAAAAAUAGUAUUCUAACACUCUCAAAUUAUGACGAGUCAGUCACUUCUCUCUGGUUUGAGCAGCUGAAUUUGCCAACACGGACGAUAUGUGGAGAUUUUUGUUGAUUAGAGUGCAUUAUCAAAAUCAGUAGAAGUUGGUGUACGUCUCUAUCUAUUUAUAAAGAAAGUCCCAAGAUAAGAGAACUGCAGAAAUGAAUUUGUAAUCUGUUUUAUGGUACUGUACAAAAAGUACUCAACCUGACCAAUGGGCUUGCUUUUUAUUGAACAGAAUAGCAUACCUCAUUUUGUACCUCAAAGCUUAUGAACCUUAGUAUUCUGAACCAGGAUGGAUCAUAUUCCAACUUUAUAUGUUUGAUUCAUCUAUCUUUGAUAAACAAGACAUUGGGAGCUGAAGUUAAUAUUUUCUUCUUUUUUUGUGAAUUAACAUUUUUAGACAGUACCUGGUACGCUUCUAUUUGUCUCUGCCAUAAUUUGUACAUAUAAAUAUAUUUUGUAUUUAUGUUCCAUUUGAGGACAUGAAUUUGUCCCUUCAUGCUUUUAAUAAAAUGUUUCAGAUGUU